Aaosphaeria arxii CBS 175.79 is the source of this 1400-nucleotide messenger RNA. RefSeq names its product cyclopropane-fatty-acyl-phospholipid synthase-like protein. Lineage: Eukaryota; Fungi; Ascomycota; Dothideomycetes; Pleosporales. The record is from RefSeq and is a predicted model, not a curated record. The coding region runs from base 122 to 1180 and encodes 352 amino acids. The transcript is spliced from 3 exons.
GAAACCUCAACUCUUCUCAACAGCAUGUCCUUAAGCGUAUGAAGGACUGUUUUUUGUCGACUUUUGUUGUUAUUCAAUCUCCCUACCAGUAUAUUCAAAUAGUUCAAUACCUCUAGUAAUCAUGAAUACCAUUUCAGACUACAUAAUGUCCGACAACAUAAUAAACCCUCUGCUGGACGGAGGCUAUCUCCCCCACGCGGUAAUCCGCGUAGGCAUACGGCGACAGCUCGCUGACCGAUUAGCAUCAAUUGCUACAGCUUCCCUGGAAUCCGGCUAUGAAUCCAAGAUGAAAUAUGUGGAUCUGUUACGCACUCGUCCAAUCGCAAUUGAAACCAAGACAGCAAACGAGCAGCAUUACGAAGUGGGAACGGGUGUUCUUAAAGGGUGCUUGGGACCGAGGAUGAAGUAUUCGGCUUGUUUGUAUGAGAAGGGUGGGGAGACUCUGGCGCAGGCUGAGAUCGCCAUGUUGAAGCUUUAUGUGGAGAGGGCGGAGUUGAAAGAUGGUAUGAAGAUUCUGGAUCUAGGAUGCGGCUGGGGUUCAGCAUCCCUCUUCUUCGCCGAGCUAUUCCCCAACUCACAAAUCACCGCCUUCUCCAACUCCCGCACACAAAAAGAGUACAUCGACAGCGUUGCCCGCAGCAAGAACCUCACCAAACUUACCGUAAUCACCGGCGACGUUGUGGACUACGAAUUCACUCCGUCCACAUUCGACCGCGUUGUAUCCAUCGAACUCUUCGAGCACAUGAAGAACUACCAACUACUCUUAGCCAAAGUGUCGAGAGCGUUAAAGCCUGGAGGUAAACUCUUUGUGCAUAUUUUCGCACAUCAUAGCACGCCGUAUGAUUUCGAGAGCGGGUGGAUGACCGAGCACUUCUUCACUGGUGGUACGAUGCCCUCUGCGGACCUUCUUCUUUUCUUCCAGAACGACCUGCAGGUGAAGAGACAGUGGUGGGUGAAUGGAAUGCAUUACGCAAAGACAUGCGAGGGCUGGCUGAGCAAGAUGGUGAAGAGCAAAGAUGAGAUUUGGCCGCACUUGGUUGAGACGUAUGGAGAGGAUAAGGUUGUGACGUGGUGGAACAGGUGGCAGAUCUUCUAUCUGGCUUGCGCUGAACUGUUCAAGUAUGAUGGAGGAGACGUGUGGGGUGUUAGUCAUUACUUAUUCGAGAAAGCAAGCGAGUGAUGGGAGGCAUAUUGCAGUGUGAGAAAUGGUAUCAUUUAGUUUGAACUGAUGUACGCCAAAAUCACUCCCUUUUGAUGCCAAUCACGAUAUCCGCAAAUGCGCCUGGGUUUAGGGCUCAUUCUCUCAUGAAGUUCUAUUUAUCCUCUUUCGUCAUCAAUUCCACGCCGGUUCUCACUACGCCGAUCGUGGCUCCCGUUUGGAUAGCUUCGCUACCACCACC